This is a messenger RNA of Pogoniulus pusillus (Red-fronted tinkerbird), 3555 nucleotides long. It is a transcript of the gene DERL1, whose product is annotated as derlin 1. The record is from RefSeq and is a predicted model, not a curated record. Gene Ontology annotation, molecular function: misfolded protein binding; ubiquitin-specific protease binding. Gene Ontology annotation, biological process: endoplasmic reticulum unfolded protein response. The transcript has 8 exons. Gene Ontology annotation, cellular component: Hrd1p ubiquitin ligase ERAD-L complex; endoplasmic reticulum membrane. The coding region runs from base 179 to 934 and encodes 251 amino acids. Lineage: Eukaryota; Metazoa; Chordata; Aves; Piciformes; Lybiidae.
GGGGUGGGGCCGGAAGUAGUGGCGGCUCGGCCGAAUUCGGCGGCGCCACGUCUGGCUUGGGGCUCCUCUCCCUGCCCGGGGCGGUGGCGGCGGGAGCAGAGCGGACGGAUAUUUGUUAGUCUCUCAGCGUCUGGUUCGUAGCGAGGCUUCGGCGGUGACCGAGCGCGGCAGCGGCGACAUGUCGGACCUUGGGGACUGGUUCCGGAGCAUCCCGUUGAUCACCCGUUACUGGUUCGCCGGUUCCAUCGCGGUGCCGUUGAUCGGCAAGCUGGGCCUCGUCAGCCCCGUCUACCUCUUCCUCUGGCCCGACGCCUUCAUCAAUCGCUUCCAGAUCUGGCGGCCCAUAACCGCAACUUUCUUCUUCCCAGUGGGACCUGGAACAGGAUUUCUCUACUUGGUGAAUUUGUAUUUCUUGUAUCAAUAUUCAUCGCGAUUAGAAACAGGGGCUUUUGAUGGAAGGCCAGCAGAUUACAUGUUUAUGCUCCUGUUUAACUGGAUCUGCAUUGUUAUAACUGGCUUGGCAAUGGAUAUGCAGUUGCUGAUGAUUCCACUCAUCAUGUCAGUACUUUAUGUGUGGGCCCAGCUGAACAGAGACAUGAUUGUGUCAUUUUGGUUUGGAACAAGAUUUAAGGCUUGUUACCUUCCAUGGGUUAUUCUGGGUUUCAACUACAUCAUUGGUGGAUCAGUCAUCAAUGAGCUAAUAGGAAAUCUGGUUGGACAUCUGUAUUUCUUCUUGAUGUUUAAAUAUCCAAUGGAUUUGGGAGGGAGGAAUUUUCUGUCCACACCUCAGUUCCUGUACCGCUGGCUGCCAAAUAGGAGAGGAGGAGUGUCAGGGUUUGGUAUUCCACCUGCUAGCAUGAGAAGAGCUGCAGAAGAUCAGCAGGGUGGUGGAAGACACAACUGGGGUCAAGGUUUCCGGCUAGGUGACCAGUGAAGAACUCCUGCACUUGGAAAACAGCAACUUUGGUUUUAAUUGGGCGUAGGACUGACCCUUCCUGGUGCAGAGCAUGCUUAAGAACUGAACUCUCUGUUGGAUUUAACUGAUUAGAAAGAAUGUUUCUGGUCCAAGAGAAAGUUAAGAACUCCAGAAGGGAAAAAUGUAGGUCUUGCUCCAGGUUAGCCAGUAGUGUCCAAUUUGAUUCUGCCAUUAAAAAAAGCCUUCUUUACACAGUAUUGUCUGUCACAACAGGCAUUCAUUAUGCCCUCUUGUUCCCUGAUGUGGUGGAGCAAGCUAAUGGUGUUCUGUCUUGCCUGGUAUGUUAAAAGCUUCAUUAACUGUGGUAAGGUAAGAAUCCAGUGUAAGGCAAAUGGAUCAAACUAAUCCCAGAGACUUGAAGACAACUUUUUCUGUAGCUGUGCUUUAGUCUCAAGGUCUUUGGAAGCAUUAAGUGAUCUCUGCUGCAUUCAUCAAAGUGCAAACAUUUUAAUUUCCGUUAUUACACUGUGUUUUGAGGAGAGUUUUUUCUUGCCAUGCAGCAUUUGUCCUACCUGCUACAGCAUGGGUUGGGCAAGACUAAAGGUAAGAGGGUUUUUGUUUGAAAUGGCAAUAACAGAUACUCACAGAAUUGAAAUCUCUGUAAAUGGCAUGAUAUGAGGCUUGCUCUUUUAAACUGAAAUAAUAUGGCUUUUUUCCCCCUGAGAUGUGUGAAUUCUCUUGGCUUCAAGGUUUUGUCUUUUGAUUUCAAAAUUGAGUAGCACAAAUACUACUUAAACUAGAGAAUGUAACAUAUCAUCAUGGUUAAUGUAAAGGGUACUGACUGCAGCAUUAUAUUUAACUGAAUCUUAAACUUCCUCUUAAAAGCUUUAAGACAUCAAAAGAAUCAAAGCUGGAAAGAAACUCUUCCAGGGUCAAGAUAUAAUAGAGAAGAUUGCUUUGCUACAGAACUUUAAUUGUCAAAUAAGAUAUCAUGUUCACUGUUUCUUAGUAUCUGUACUUGUUUGGUAAAACUUUUUUUUUUUACAUGGAAAGGGAAUGAUUCUGUACAGUAGUUUUCCUCAUACGGGUUCCUGUGGGCAGAGCACAGGGCAAAGAUCUAGGAAGCUGUUUCUAGCUUGUUACUGACUCACCACAUGGGCUUGAGCAAACUUCUUACUGUCUCAGUUUUCCCAGCUGUAAGGAGGACUCAUGCAUGUCUCUUCAUUCUUAAAAGGUAACUUCCCUCACUCCCCUAGGUGGGAGCUGCUAGUGAGCAAGGUAGGAUGUAGGUUCACAUUAAUGACAACACUUAAGCUGGGAAUGCAAUUACUCUAAGCUUAACUAAGACUUGUAUGCUGGAGUAUCACAGAAUUGUGGAAUGUUUUGUGUUGGAAGGGACCUUUGAAGGUCAUCUAGUCCAACGCUCCUGCAGUAGGCACAUACAUCUUCAAAAAGUUGCUCAGAGCCCUGUCCAGCUUUACCUUGAACAUUUCCAGGGAUGUGGCUUCUAUCACCUGUCUGGGCAACCUGUGCCAAUGUUUCACCACCCUCUUCAUAAGAAAAAUCCGUCCUUAUGUCUAGUCUAAACUAUAGUUGCUCACUUUUUGUUUUGUAGUUGGAAGAAGAACAUUGUCACUAGGACAAGAUUCAAGUCUCUGACUAAAUUCUCCUGUAGCAUUUGUCUGUCUUUCUGCUGGGUAGGUAGUGCACAGAAAGCCGUUCUGGCCCAGCUUGGGUAUCUCAGGUAUCUAUAAGUAGGUAAAGUGAAUCUGGGCCAAAACAUUUUUAUUUCUCUUUUUUCUUCACUAAACCCAGAUUCUGAAGGUUUGAAAACAUGUAAAUGCUACAUGAUGUGAAAGUGAGUGGAAAAUAAGCAGUCGGACUGAAAGUUCUCAGUUGGCUUGCUUGAAAAAAGUGCACGAUCCAUUUCUUCACUGCAACUCAAUUUGGCUUGUGGAAAAAUGUAGAAAACUGGUAAUGGUCAUAUUGUGUGCUUAGGUUUUACAGAAACCUGGAAUUCAAACAUCACCUGCCUUUUUUAUCUAUUCAGUGAUGAGUUUUAAAGAUGCUUUUGUCUCUCUAUAGAACAGUAGGUAGCAAUGAGAACGGCAGUGUUGUAAAUAGUAAUCUGUCAUUGACCAACAGCUGCUCUUUGAUGUUAACUUGAAAAAGUCUGAAAACUGUCAUUUUUAUAGGAGUCAUGAUGCAGCUGGUCUUCUAAUCAUGUCUCUCCAAAGCAUUUGUCUUCAUUUUGAGGCAGAACUUUUAAGCGAAGAUGUCACUCAGCCAAUACCCUUGCACACUCAAAUACAGGAAAUCUUCGUACAGAUCCUUCUUCUCUAAAUUAAGAGGAAAAGAUUUGCAAGGCAAGUAGACUUCUGAUAAGUCUUGAUUCAUUUUUGAGCUGCUUCAGGUCUAUUUACUGUGGUUUGAAAAUUCACUUCAGAAUUCCAUUUUAGGAGCUCAGUUGUUCGUUUCUCACUUGCCACUUGACCUGAAGCAGUGUUUGUCUUUCAGCAUACGUUGACAAUGGCAGUCUCUCGUUAAAUGAGUACCUCCUUUCUUACUUUGUACAGAUAACUUCCCUUUUUGUAAUCAAUUUUUGUUGGAAAAGUUUUAAAUUAAAGUUUUAAUCUCUG